AUGCUAAAUGUAAGUGCGCUUAUUACGGGCCACGAGACAGUCGGGGAUCAUACGGAAUUUAUUGUUGAGAUUUCAUGUAAUGGCGGUUUGUGGCGCAUUUCACGACGAUUUAGUGACUUUGAUCAGCUACAAUCGCGUCUAGUACGGCGUUUUGGUGACCUUAUUGAGACGUGUUUACCUGAAAAACAGUGGUUUGGUCGAUUUGAUCCAAACUUUUUGAUUAAGCGUCAAGCAAGUCUGCAAGAGUAUCUUGAUGGACUACUGCUGGUGCCAGGUAUUCUAGAUGAUGCGUCUUUGCAGCAUUUCUUGGAGUUGGAGAAGCACUUGGAUCUACACAGUGAGCUAGGUAUGGGGGGAAUGGGUAGCAACGGACGAUCAAGUGGUAUGUGGUCCGGCAAAGGUGCACUAAGCGAGAACGACCGUUUGAGCGGCAUUGUGGAAAGCGCAGCGCAAGCCUUCAUCGACAUUAGUGAGGUACCCGAGCCGCUCGAAGCUGAACAAGCUGUGCAGCGCAAGAACGAGAUUGUGACGGCGUCGCAAAACCUUUUGAACGAGCAAAAGUUGGGUGAGCAAUUUACUGCGCAACUCACGACUCUCCGUCUUCCGCCUGCUCAAAGGAAGCCAUCGAACGAGGAGCUGCUCAUGCGCCUAGAUGGUGGCAACGAGGAUGGAUUGACAUACGAGCAGGAAACUGAGUGUCUUUUGGCCAUUUUGAAAGAUCUAGAAGCUUCGCUUGGUAUGGAAAUUACACCGCCAUCAGUUGACUUAUUUGCCGUCAUGACUGUAUCGGCGACGCCAGAAACACCUGGCCGUGGAUCAAAUGGAUCUCCGGCAAACGAGAAUGGUGCUAUCGAGGCUGGAUAUCUGGACGACCGAGGCAGCAUUAGCAAUGGAUCAUUUAGUUGA
Molecule: messenger RNA, 906 nt
Organism: Peronospora belbahrii
Lineage: Eukaryota; Oomycota; Peronosporomycetes; Peronosporales; Peronosporaceae
Source: the annotation of a GenBank genome assembly